AAAAAGGCCAAAAGAAACUGCAGUGCUGAGAGAGACUGCUGACUCUGCACUGGCUGUGUUCUGCAUCGAACAGUCAAUGUUUUUGUUUCUUUUGUGAAUCAGAAUGAGAGAGAAGUAAAGCUCUCGCGAGUCUCAGUCUCGUUGCCUCGCAGACAUGUCGUGCCCCAUUUCAACUAGGCGAGGCACAAUAGCCUACGAUGAAGAAGAGGAACAUGUCCUUCAUGAUGCAUGUGGUGUCAUUGGAGUUGUUUCUUCAAAUUUACAAGAAACAGAAGUUUCCUCGCUGCUCUGCCUUGGAAUGGUUGCUUUACAACACCGUGGCCAAGAGAGCGCUGGUAUGGCAACAACUAACGGCACUUCUCUAAAUAAGCACAAAGGCAUGGGCAUGGUCUCGAAUAUAUUCUCUGAAGAAGAGUUGAAGCGCCUGGCUGGUGUUGCGGGCAUUGGGCAUACUCGCUACAGCACAUCCGGCGUUUCUGAGCUAGUCAACUGCCAACCAUUCAUCGUGGAUUCAGUGCAUGGUCGCAUUGCGCUUGCCCACAAUGGUGAGCUUGUCAAUGCUGGAAAGCUGCGCCAGGAUGUAAUGUCGCGUGGCGUGGGCCUAACUUCUCAGAGUGACAGUGAACUCAUCUUGCAGCUCCUCACCGUCAAGCCUGAUAAAGAGGAGGGCAGCAAACCCGAUUGGCCAGCUCGUAUUUGUCACUUCAUGUCUCUAUCACAGACUUCUUACUCUUUCGUCAUCAUGGUCGGUGAAGAAGUCUAUGCAGUGCGGGAUCCGUUUGGCAAUCGACCGCUUUGUCUAGGGCAAGUAUGUGCUCCCGGUGAAGAUGGUGAGGACUCCGUUUCUGGCUGGGUUGUUGCUUCUGAAUCGUGUGCGUUUCUGAGCAUGGGCGCAUCGUAUCUGCGUGAAGUUCUUCCCGGUGAAAUUGUGUGCUUGCGGCGCUCUGGUAUGAAGACGGAAUGUAUUGUGGAUCGACCAUGCAUACCAGGCUCCAAUGACCGCAAGCCACCAGCGUUCUGCAUCUUUGAGUAUGUGUAUUUCUCCCGAGCUGAUACAGUACAUGAGGGUCAACAGGUCUACAGUGCGCGUUUCCGCUGUGGCCGGAGAUUAGCCAUUGAAGCUCCAGUCGAAGCUGACAUCGUGAGUACGGUGCCGGAGUCGGCAACACCGGCUGCAAUGGGCUUCGCAGAUCAGUUAGGUUUGAAUUACGUUGAGGUGUUGACAAAGAACCGGUACGUUGGCCGCACUUUCAUCUUACCAAGCAUGCGCCUUCGUCGCACAGGUGUCACCAAGAAGUUUGGCUUACUGCAAGAGAACUUCAGGGGCAAGCGUGUCGUCCUUGUCGACGAUUCCAUUGUGCGAGGGACCACCAUCGGAAACAUAGUGCGUUUGCUGAAAAGCAAAGGCGCCAAAGAGGUGCAUGUCCGUGUUGCAUCACCACCGCUCAAGUACCCCUGCUUCAUGGGCAUCAACAUUCCCACACAUAACGAGCUAAUCGCCAACAGCAAGAAUGCCGACCAGCUUGCCGAAUCCCUGGGUGCUGAUAGUCUUGUGUACCUAUCUAUCGACGGCCUUAAAACCACUAUACAGUCCGGAGUGCGAAAGGAAGGAGCAUCUGGACAUUGUAUGGCAUGCUUGAAUGAAGAUUAUCCAGUCUCCCUGGAUUUCUAACUGAUUCAUCUACCGGUUAUAUCAACGCAUCAUCACAACUAGGUGCACUCUGCUUUCAUUUACUUGCCCCCCACACAUGCAUGCACACACACGCGCAAACGCACACAUACGCACACAUAAUCCAUGAUAAUAGAGAGGAUAUUAAAGGACACUCUUUUGUGCUUACUUCUACGCUGUAAGGCUGUAUCUUUCGUUCCACUGUCUCAUGUGGAUGUUUGUUUUGUUUUAUUUAGUGCGGUUCUGUAUAAAGGCUGUGUUUACAUGA
This is a messenger RNA of Sycon ciliatum, 1937 nucleotides long. Its product is annotated as amidophosphoribosyltransferase-like. Bases 155 to 1672 code for a protein of 505 amino acids. Gene Ontology annotation, biological process: purine nucleobase biosynthetic process; purine nucleotide biosynthetic process. The record is from RefSeq and is a predicted model, not a curated record. Lineage: Eukaryota; Metazoa; Porifera; Calcarea; Leucosolenida; Sycettidae. The transcript is spliced from 3 exons. Gene Ontology annotation, molecular function: amidophosphoribosyltransferase activity.